This is a messenger RNA of Salvia miltiorrhiza (redroot sage), 2679 nucleotides long. Its product is annotated as putative wall-associated receptor kinase-like 16. The transcript is spliced from 3 exons. Gene Ontology annotation, molecular function: ATP binding; polysaccharide binding; protein serine/threonine kinase activity. Gene Ontology annotation, biological process: protein phosphorylation; cell surface receptor signaling pathway. NCBI's taxonomy places the organism in Eukaryota, Viridiplantae, Streptophyta, Magnoliopsida, Lamiales, Lamiaceae. Gene Ontology annotation, cellular component: plasma membrane. Bases 167 to 2392 code for a protein of 741 amino acids. The record is from RefSeq and is a predicted model, not a curated record.
CCUUAAACAGUAAAGAAAAAGGAACGGAGAAGAAGAAGACCCAAAUCCCACAAACAAAAAACACGACCAAAUCAGUCAACGGAAAAUUCUACGACGACUCCGACAAAUAUCAACCGUUGAUAUAUAUGUUGUUCAAAUUUCACAAUCACAUACAAAGAAAAACCUCAUGGGGAUGGGGAUGCUCCUCCUACUGAUUCCGAUACUCGCCAUCCACGCACACGCCUUUCCCGUCGCAAAGCCCGGCUGCGCCGACCGAUGCGGCAACCUAACCAUCCCUUUCCCGUUCGGAACGUCGCCGGGCUGCUACCUUAACGACGACUUCUUCAUCAACUGCACCCAAACACAGCUUCCAUUCCUCAGGGCUUCCAAAAUCCAAAUCACAAACAUAUCCCUCACCGGCGGCCGCCUCACCGUCCUGCAAUUCAUAGCGCGUGACUGCUACUACCCAAACGGGACGCUACAAGACAACGACGAUCCCUUCAUAACCCUCUCCAAGUUCGCCGUCAGCAAUGCCGCCAACAAGUUCGUCGUCGUCGGGUGCGACACCACGGGCUACGUCGAGGGGCGCCGCCUCGACGGCCGCAACUACCGGACGGGCUGCACCGCCACGUGCGGCGGCGAGGACGACGUCGAGAACGGGACCUGCGCCGGUUUGGGCUGCUGCCAGACCUCCAUCCCCAAGAACGUUCGCAGAGUUAGCAUAAAGAUGGGAAGCACCAACAAUUAUACGGACGUGAGGUUUAAUAAGUGUGGCUAUUCUUUCGUUGUUGAGGAAAGCUCGUUUGCCUUUUCCCUGCAAACACUGACGAGUUUGAGGCAAGUUGAGAGGCUUCCCAUGGUGGUUGAUUGGGCCAUCGGCAACACGAGUUGUGCGGAGGCGAAAGCCAACUCUUCUUCCUAUGCUUGCAAAAGUGUGGAUUCGGAGUGCUAUGAGGCUGAUAAUGGCUUUGGGUAUCGCUGUAAUUGCGCAUCGGGUUUUCAAGGGAACCCUUACCUAGAUGUCGAUGGUUGUCGAGAUAUAGAUGAAUGCAAAGAUGCAGGGCUCAACACCUGCGCAGAAUUGGGAUACUGUGUGAACACGAUUGGUAGUUUUUAUUGUGAAUGCCCCAAAGGAUACAAUGGUGAUGGCAGAAGAGAGGAAGGUUGCACUCCUAUUCAAUCUAAAUCUGAAUCACUUCUUGUCAGACUUGUAGCAGGGAUUUCAUUAGGGGUAAUUCUGCUUCUACUCUCAGCUUGUUGGUUCUACUUUGUUCUUCAAAACAGAAGGCUGAUCAAAAUGAGACAGCAUUAUUUCCAUCAAAAUGGCGGCAUGUUGCUGCAGCAAAAGCUCCACGGAAGAGACAGAUCUCAAGAUUUGGCCAAAAUCUACUCUGAAUUCGAGCUCAAAAGGGCCACCAAAAACUUCCACAACAGCAUGAUAAUCGGCGAGGGCGGCUACGGCACUGUAUACAAAGGCUUCUUAGCGGGCGACGGCGUCGUAGCCAUCAAGAGAGCCAAACAAGUCCCAAAGCAGAUAGAUCAGUUCACAAACGAAGUCAUAGUUCUCUCCCAGAUCAAACACAAGAACGUUGUCAAGCUCUUAGGUUGUUGUCUCGAAACAGAGUUCCCUCUCCUCGUCUACGAGUAUAUCAGCAACGGCACGCUCUCUCAGCACGUGCACAACAAGGCCAGGGCGCGUCUCCUCUCAUGGGAGACGCGCCUGAGAUUAGCCGCGGAGGUGGCUGGCGUGCUCGCGUAUCUGCACUCGGAAGCGGCUUCGACUCCGAUCAUACAUAGAGAUGUCAAGUGUGCCAACAUUCUACUAGACCAUUCCUUCACUGCGAAGGUGUCCGAUUUCGGAGCUUCGAGGUUGGUCCCUUUGGACCAAUCGCAGCUGUCGACGAUGGUGCAAGGGACGUUCGGAUAUUUGGAUCCAGAGUACAUGCAGACGAGCCAGCUGAAUGAGAAGAGCGACGUCUACAGCUUUGGAGUGGUGCUUGUGGAAAUGCUAACUGGGAUGGCGGCGUUGAGCUACGAUAGGGUGGAGGAGGAGAGAAAUUUGGCUAAUCUGUUUUUGAUGAAGCAAGAUUGCCUAUUCCAAAUUCUUGAAGAAAAUGUGGUGAGGGAGGGGGGUGAGGAGGAGGUGAUGAAGGUCUGUGUUCUUGCUCGGAGGUGCUUGAACGUGAGAGGCGAAGAUCGGCCCUCGAUGAAGGAGGUGGCAAUGGAGCUAGAGGGAGUGAGAGGUGGAGGGAAGAAGCAUGCAUGGAUUAGGGCAGAAUAUGUUGAAGAAGAUAAGGAACGUUUGCUUGGUGAGGGAUUUGAUGGCUUCAUCAAUGGUGGUGGGAAUAGCUCAAGCGUUGGAUUUGAUAGUGUUAGGGAUGAAUUCAUACUGCCUGUAGAUGGUGGUAGAUGAUAUUGGGUAUAGAAGCAGAGUUUUUUGGAAUUUUGAUUGACUUUCUCCACAGUCGCAUUACACAACAAAAGCUCGUCGUUUUGGGUUCUGAUCAUCAGUCCAGUGUUUGGCUUUGAUUUGGGAAAGUAAGUUUUUUGCAGCGUGAAAAUUUGUAGUGUUUGUAAAUAUUGGCUUCAUCAAGUGUUUGUGGAAUUGUAGUUGCUUAGUUUGUUAUGUUGGACUUUUCGUGGGACCGGUUUCUCUUUUGCAAUGUAUAAAAUAAAUUCAUGUUAUAGUUUUAUAUUUUA